AAUCGUGCUUUCAAACGGUGCGGAUGUCCUGAUCAGCGGUGUUAUCCUGUGUCGUUCGUCCUGUUCGUCGAUUGUCGUUGGUCGUUGUCGUUUGGUACCGUUAUCGCGUCCGGACGUUUGCGCCAGUGUGUGCCCUUUUAAGUAGGCAACACUUUUGUAAGACUCGAAUUUAACUCUGCAAUUAACCCAAAACAGAAUUACCAAGGAGCCCGGCUCCUUUAAUUAUUUAUAUUCGGUCCUUUCCCUCGCAUUCGGUUAAGUGUAUAAUUAGGUGCGCCGUCGAAAAUUCAAUCAGUCAAAGUGGAAAAGAAAUCUAUAUAAAAAAACGAGUGCGUCUGUGUGUGCAAUAAAAAAGAGACAGGCUCGAAUGAUAACAGUCGUAAUCAAAGGCUCUCGGUUGGCCUUUGUCCUUUGUUGAUUUUGCCGUGAAUUCGAUUGCCACUGUGCAGCUUAAAGUGUAUUUCAACGCCAACACUAAAGCAAAUUAUAGGCAAUAUUUUACAAUUUUAAAAAAACUGAAAUACAAAAGUAAGGAAACCCAGAGGUGUCCAAAAGAAGCUAGUGGCGAAGCGAAGGGUUUGAGCGUUGAGAAUCUGCAUGUCAGCGAAAAACCCACCGAAAGGCGAAAGAUUCCAGAUCGAUUAUAGCCACAACUUCUGAUCAAUCAGCGUAUCCAUUAAGAUGCUCAGUUCGCUGGACGCGCUGGCCGGCAAAAUAGCCACUGCCACGCCCGGAACGGGGGCGGUGACGGCGGACAGCAAGAAUACACAGUCGCUGCACCACCACCACCGCCUGGACUACGAUUACUCAGCGGUCGAGAUCGAACCACCGGCGGAACAACUGGCCAAUUCCCCGCGCAGCGAACGGGAGCGCUUGCAGCAGGCGCAACAGGCCUACGAGCAGCAGGCCCAGGCGGAACUGGAGUUCGGCCUCGCGGAGGUGGAUGCCAAGUUGACGCAGCUGAAGAGCAGCCACAGUCUGCAGCAGCACCACCACCACAACCACAAUCACCACCAUCCGCUGCAGCGCCAUCCGCUGCCCCACCACCAGCAGCAGCAGCAGCAGCAGCAUCAGCAGUUGCACCACCAUCAGCCCCACCACAACCACCACCACCAUCAUCCGUACCAGCGACCCAGAGCCACAUCGCCACCGCAUCAGCAGCAACAGACGUCCUCCUACCAGCAGCAGCUCUCCCAGCUGGCCGCUCUGCAGGAUCACCACGAUCUCCUCCAGACGCAGCAGGAGCUGUUCAACAAGCAGUUGGCCACCAUGCAGGAGUACCAGCGGGAAAGGGAGCGGGAGCGGGAGCGCGAAAGGGAGCGGGAGCGGGAACGGGAGCGGGAGCGGGAUCGCAGCAGCUUUAUCGAUAACAGCGACUACGAUUCCCAGACGGAGUUCAAAAUUUGCCUGAGGGAUAGGUGA
Messenger RNA from Drosophila erecta, 1422 nucleotides. RefSeq names its product general transcriptional corepressor trfA-like. The coding region runs from base 682 to 1422 and encodes 246 amino acids. The record is from RefSeq and is a predicted model, not a curated record. Lineage: Eukaryota; Metazoa; Arthropoda; Insecta; Diptera; Drosophilidae. The transcript has 2 exons.